Oncorhynchus mykiss (rainbow trout) is the source of this 1205-nucleotide messenger RNA. The record is from RefSeq and is a predicted model, not a curated record. Lineage: Eukaryota; Metazoa; Chordata; Actinopteri; Salmoniformes; Salmonidae.
GGUACAUACCUCCUCCAACCAAAGGUAUUUUAAAUACAGGACACACACAAAGCCGUAGCAGCUAAUAGGAUGGAGUCGGGGUGGGUAUUGUGUGCUGUUGUAUUUGCGUUGACCUGCAUGGGAAAAGGUGGCCAUUCACAGGCAAAUGUGUGUGGCAUUGCUUCUCUCAACACAAAGAUUGUCGGGGGUCAGGAUGCAGCUGCAGGGAGCUGGCCAUGGCAGGCCAGUCUGCACCGCUCCAACCGCCAUUUUUGUGGAGGCUCCCUUAUCAACAAAGAGUGGGUGCUGACUGCCGCUCACUGCUUCCCCAGCACCAGCACGUCCGGCCUGCUUGUCUACCUGGGCCGGCAGAAUCAGCAAAGCAUCAACUCCAAUGAGGUAUCCCAAACGGUCUCUCAGAUCAUCUGCAACCCGAACUACAACAGUGCAACCAGCGACAAUGAUAUAUGUUUGCUGAAGCUCUCAUCACCUGUCACCUUCACUGACUACAUCCAGCCGGUCUGCCUUGCAGCAGAGGACAGCACCUACUACACUGGCACUAAUAGCUGGGUCACCGGAUGGGGCGAUAUCAAUAGUGAUGUGCCCCUUCCCUCACCCGGGACCCUACAGGAGGUGACUGUGCCGGUAGUGGGGAACAGGAAGUGUAACUGUCUCUAUACUGGAUUUAGUUCAAUCACAAACAACAUGAUCUGUGCUGGUCUACUGAGUGGAGGAAAGGAUUCCUGUCAGGGAGACUCCGGGGGGCCAAUGGUGAGCAAACAGGGUCUGGUCUGGAUCCAGUCUGGGGUUGUUAGUUUCGGACAAGGCUGUGCCGUAGCAAAUUUCCCAGGAGUGUACACCAGAGUGUCCCAGUACCAGACCUGGAUCAACAGCCAGAUCAGCACUGACAUGCCAGGCUUCGUCACCUUCUCCUCCAGUGGGACUGACUCUGAUCUCAAUGUCACCUGUAAUGCACUGUCCAGUGGGGCCACACUCUUCUCCCUCUCUCUUAUUCUCAUCUCUCUCGCUCUUCUAAUAGAUGCUUAACUUUACUCACUGUAUGUGAUAAGUACUGGAGUAGUAUGUUUAUACGCUGAACCAAAAGUGAUGGUUUUAUUUUAAUAUGAAUCUACUAAUACUUGUUGAUUGUGAUUGUUAAUGGAAUUUGUGUUUAAAUGAAUGAUUUGAGUAUUCAACCCUGAAACCAUAAAAUUGUAUGAAAUUGA